Messenger RNA from Protopolystoma xenopodis, 969 nucleotides. The record is from the annotation of a GenBank genome assembly. Lineage: Eukaryota; Metazoa; Platyhelminthes; Monogenea; Polystomatidea; Polystomatidae.
AUGGCGGGAAGCGACCCGUCGGGGGAGGCCUCAGCCGUCUCGAUCCUCAUGGCGCCCGGUUGCCAGGCGGGCAGGUCGCAGCUGUCGCAGACUCUGCAACAGGCCAAUGAGGCGCUCUACUCCCAACCGGUCUACGAGAGCUCGUACGCCUCGGCCGCAAACACUGUGGCCUCGGUGUCCACAUCAUUGGAGCAGCACUACGCCGACGUGAGUGAGCCCUACCUGAAGGACGGCUCGGCCGGCCUGCUCAACCAGAGGAUGGUACAGUCGGGCUAUCCGGCCAACGGGUUGAUCCCACUCCGGCUGGACGAGACUUUGGCCCAAUUCGCCACUGGCCUGACGCCGAUUGGAGCCGCCACGUCGCUUCCCACCAACUGGUCCAGCUGCCUUUCGCCCCUGCAACAACAACAACACCCCCACCAUCAGCACCAACAGCAACCGCAGCAUCCACAGCAUCAGACGCCCACCGGCCCACCACCGCCGCUACCACCGCCGCCGCCUCUUCUCUUCAACUCGCACAACCUAGACCUGGUCAGGCUGCAGCAAGAACAACUCAACGGCCUUGCCACGAUGGCCAGUCUGUCCGGCUUCCUGAGCGCCCAGAGACACAACGAGGCACUCCUCCUCAGGCUCCCCAGAGUUCUGACCACGCCACUGCAGCCUCCUCACCCAGUUACGCCAACCACGUCUGCCGCCGACAACCCAAAUCAUCUGACUAACCUUCUCGCGGGUCACUCUUUUAGUCGGCCCAGAGAGCCCCAGUUUACGGGAGACUUUGAGCUUGCCAAAGGAGCGGCAUCAACACUAGCCCGUUUGGCUGGACCCCUUGGCAGUGUGCCGCACCUGUUGGAUACCAAAGUGCCAUUGUUUGAGGCUAAGAAGGCGAUAAGGAGGAGGCCAUCAGUGGAAAAUUUCUCAAAGUCAAAAAGUCGAACUGACAUCAACCAUACUCAUAAACAGAUAUACUAA